This is a messenger RNA of Bipolaris zeicola 26-R-13, 1197 nucleotides long. RefSeq lists its product as uncharacterized. The transcript is spliced from 2 exons. NCBI's taxonomy places the organism in Eukaryota, Fungi, Ascomycota, Dothideomycetes, Pleosporales, Pleosporaceae. Gene Ontology annotation, molecular function: hydroxymethylbilane synthase activity. Gene Ontology annotation, biological process: heme biosynthetic process. Gene Ontology annotation, cellular component: cytoplasm. The record is from RefSeq and is a predicted model, not a curated record. Bases 1 to 1197 code for a protein of 398 amino acids.
AUGGCGUCUGCUACUGCCGCCGACAUCCAGGGACCCUCUCACCCGAAUCCAGAAGGGCUAAACACAUCCGCAAGCACGCAAUUCCCACCAAUCAAUAUCGGCACACGCAACUCGGUUCUUGCGCAAAUCCAGGCGCGCGCGGUUGAAAGAAGCUUAAAGGAAGCAAACCCUCAGAGGACCUACAAUAUAUGCCCUGUAGUGGUUCAAGGUGACAGGGAUAAAACCACGCCUUUGCAACAGUUGAGCCAAGGUGAAAAUGCAAAGAGUUUAUGGACCGGAGAGUUGGAGAGCAUGCUGGAGUCGGGUGAUCUGGACAUAAUUGUGCACUGUCUAAAGGACAUGCCUACUCAACUACCGGAACACCUCGAGCUCGGUGCCAUUCUCGAACGUGAAGAUCCUCGCGAUGCCCUGAUUAUCUCUCCCCGCCUACCCAAAGAAACCACAUUGGCUACAUUGCCUCAAGGCGCCACCAUUGGAACGUCAUCUGUACGCCGAGCUGCGACACUACGAAUGUUAUACCCACAUCUGAAGUUUGCCGAUUUGAGAGGCAACGUUGGUACCAGGUUAGGUAAGCUCGACGCCGAAGAUUCGCCGUACUCGGCUAUCAUCUUAGCUGCUGCUGGUUUGAAACGCAUGGGCCUUGAUAACCGCAUCACACAAUAUCUGAGUGGCAGCAAUGGGGGUAUGCUGCAUGCUGUCGGCCAGGGCGCUUUAGGCAUUGAAAUCAGAAAGAACGACAAGGCCAUGAAGGAGCUUUUGAGCACUAUCCGAUGCGAACGGACAACCAGAGCGUGUUCAGCCGAGCGGACACUGUUGAGGACCCUAGAGGGAGGGUGCAGCGUACCUAUUGGUGUUGAGACAUCAUGGAGGGGCGGGAAAGGCUUGUCCGUUGGCACACAGCCAGCAAAAGACUAUGACAAGCACGGAAAUGCCAUGGAAGAGGAAGAGCCAGAUAUGGAUGAUCAAGAGUUGGUGUUGAAGGCUUUGGUGGUCAGCGUCGAUGGCAAAGAAUCCGUCACAGCCGAGGCUGCCCGAAAAGUUCGCAAUGCGGAAGAGGCGGAAGAAAUGGGAAGGGAAGUCGCCAAGGCGCUGAUCGAAAAGGGUGCGGAUAAAAUCUUGCAAAAGAUUAGUGUAGAGAAGCAAUGGGCAGCGAAGAAGCAGCUUGAAGAGUUGAAGGCAAAGUCUGGCAGCUCAUAG